Ichthyophthirius multifiliis is the source of this 397-nucleotide messenger RNA. RefSeq lists its product as hypothetical. The record is from RefSeq and is a predicted model, not a curated record. NCBI's taxonomy places the organism in Eukaryota, Ciliophora, Oligohymenophorea, Hymenostomatida. The annotation marks the transcript as partial. The transcript is spliced from 3 exons.
AAUAAAGGGGUAAAUGAAUGAUAAUAGAAAAUAAUAUGUACUUAAAGCUUUCUGUAAGUUUGAUUCUGAUAAUACAGGUUACAUAUAUAAUGCUGAUAUUAGAGGGUUGUAUAAUUGCAGUAAUCAUCCAAAAGUGGUAAAAGGUGAAAUGACAGAAGAAUAAGUUUUCGUUGAAUUUCUAUAAAACUUUAGAGAAAGCAACAAAAGAAAUGGAAGAAUCGAAAAAUAAGAAUGGAUAGAUUAUUAUGCAGCUGUUAGUUAUUCUAUUUAAAAUGAUGAACAUUUUAUUAAGCUGAUUUCAUAAGCAUGGAACAUUUGAAAUGAGAUUUAAUAUAUAUUAUUCAAAUAAAAAAAGAACUAAUAUAUAUAUAUAUAUUAUAUAAAUAAUAAUAAUGCU